Penicillium maclennaniae is the source of this 291-nucleotide messenger RNA. RefSeq names its product TPR-like protein. Lineage: Eukaryota; Fungi; Ascomycota; Eurotiomycetes; Eurotiales; Aspergillaceae. The transcript has a single exon. Bases 1 to 291 code for a protein of 96 amino acids. The record is from RefSeq and is a predicted model, not a curated record.
AUGGCGGAAGGCUCCGCUCCUCCGUCAAAUGGACCUCCUUCAGCUCCUCCUUCGGCCAACACUCCGGUCAAGGAAGAAGCUCCUCGCCCCGAAGCGCCUUCUUCCCACGAGCCUCCGGCCCGGAAGAUGGAUGUCGAUGAGGAUUAUGAUGAUGAGCCCGACGAGGAAAAGAAGGCUGGUGCCGCGGCAAAGGGUAGUCCCAACGGUAAUAGCACCGAAUCGGCCAAUGGCAACGGAGUUGCCAGCAAUGGUCGCCAGGGUACGCCUUCGAAGACUGAGUCUUCAGCGUAA